Messenger RNA from Cajanus cajan (pigeon pea), 2739 nucleotides. It is a transcript of the gene APTX, whose product is annotated as APRATAXIN-like protein. Gene Ontology annotation, cellular component: nucleus. Gene Ontology annotation, biological process: single strand break repair. NCBI's taxonomy places the organism in Eukaryota, Viridiplantae, Streptophyta, Magnoliopsida, Fabales, Fabaceae. The record is from RefSeq and is a predicted model, not a curated record. Gene Ontology annotation, molecular function: DNA 5'-adenosine monophosphate hydrolase activity; single-strand break-containing DNA binding; double-stranded RNA binding.
ACACAAAACCCAACACAACCCCGAAACUUGCAUGCAACACAACAACAUAAUAUUUCCAUUGCUUGCGAUCUAAAUUGACAAUGAGUAAUGACAAGGUUAUGAAAAAGUCUCGAAUUUGAAGAUGGACAUGGACGUUGACGAAACUUCUGCACCUAACGAGGGAAAGUCCGUUUUGGUGAUCUUGGUGGGAGCACCAGGGAGCGGCAAGUCCACCUUCUGCGAAGAGGUUAUUAGUUCCUCUGCUCGCCCUUGGCUUCGCGUUUGUCAGGACACUAUUGGAAAUGGUAAAGCAGGAAGUAAAGCUCAGUGCUUAAGCAGUGCAACUAGAGCAUUGAAGGAUGGGAAGAGUGUAUUUAUUGAUAGGUGCAAUCUUGACAGAGAACAGCGCUCAGAAUUUAUAAAGCUUGGUGAUGGACCCCAAAUAGAUGUCCAUGCAGUUGUACUUGAUCUUCCUGCUAAGCUUUGUAUUUCUCGGUCUGUCAAACGGACUGGGCAUGAAGGAAAUUUGCAGGGUGGAAAAGCUGCUGCAGUUGUGAAUAGAAUGCUUCAAAAUAAAGAGCUUCCCAAAUUAAGUGAAGGAUUUAACCGGAUAACAUUUUGUCAGAAUGAGAGUGAUGUCAAAAGUGCUAUUAAUACAUACAGCACACUUGGGCCACUGGAUGGUCUUCCACAUGGCUGUUUUGGUCAGAAGGCAGAUUCCAAAAUUCAAGUAGGUAUAAUGAAGUUUCUGAAAAAAGCAGAGGCCCCAGUUGAUGCUGCAUCUGGACAGAGUGGCAUUGGAGACCCUACUUCCCAGACUCCUGGGAAAAGUAAUUCCUGCUGCAAAGAUAAGGAAACAUUUUGCUCAGUUCUAGAUAAUGCCAACUUAGAGACAAAGGAAGCUGAAGGCCAAGCAGUUAGCUCUGCUGGUUCCCAUGCCAAUCAAGUUUCUCUGGAUGAUAUUCCCACUCUAGCAUUUCCAUCUAUUUCAACAUCUGAUUUCCAAUUCAACCAUGAGAAGGCAGCUGAUAUUAUUGUUGAGAAGGUUGCAGAGUUCUCAAAUAAGUUAAAGAAUGCCAGACUUGUUCUAGUUGACUUGUCUCAUAAAUCAAAGAUUCUGUCCUUAAUUAAAGCUAAAGUUGUGGAAAAAAACAUUGACACCCAAAAGUUCUUUACCCAUGUUGGGGACAUUACUCACCUUUAUUCCAGGGGAGGUUUGCGCUGUAAUGUCAUAGCUAAUGCUGCCAACUGGCGGUUGAAACCUGGAGGUGGAGGUGUUAAUGCAGCAAUUUUUAAUGCUGCAGGUCCUGAACUGGAAUCUGCAACAAAAGAAAAAGUAAAAUCUCUUUUGCCGGGGAAUGCUGCAGUUGUCCCUCUACCUUCAUCUUCCCCUUUGUUCACCAGAGAGGGUGUGACCCAUGUAAUACAUGUUCUUGGACCUAAUAUGAACCCACAAAGGCCAAAUUGUCUGAAUAAUGACUAUGAUAAAGGUUGUAAAAUUCUCCAGGAUGCUUAUACUUCAUUGUUUGAAGGUUUUGCAUCAAUUGUGAGGAACCAGGCAGGGCAACAAGUGGUAAAAAAAGAAAACCUAGGAAGAAAAUCUUUGGAGUUGCAGGUUCAGUCUGAUUGUUUUGUCAGAAGUAUUUUCACAAAUACCGAUCAAAAGAGUAAGAGAGAUGAUGAUCAUGGAUCAGAAAAAAGCAAGAAAUAUAAGGGGAUUCGGGGUGGAUUUGGAUCGACCUUUACUGAUUCUAGAGAUGAAAAGGUAGUUUCAGAGCAUAGAAGAACUGAGGGGAGCAUGAAUAAGGCAUGGGGAUCAUGGGCUCAAGCGCUUCACCAAAUAGCUAUGCAUCCUGAAAAGCAUAAGGGUGAUUUGCUUGAAAUUUCCGAAGAUGUUGUUGUAUUGAAUGACAUGUAUCCUAAGGCACGGAAGCAUGUUCUGGUGUUGGCACGAACUGGGGGUCUUGAUUUUCUGGCAGAUGUCCAAAAGGAGCACCUUCAGUUAUUGAGGAAGAUGCAUGAUGUGGGUUUAAAGUGGGCUGAGAAGUUCUUGAACGAGAAUGCUUCUCUGGUAUUUCGUCUUGGAUAUCACUCGGCUCCAUCAAUGCGACAACUACAUUUACAUGUUAUUAGCCAGGACUUUGAAUCAACACAUUUAAAGAAUAAGAAGCACUGGAACUCGUUUAACACUGGUUUCUUUCGUGACUCGGUUGAUGUAAUGGAUGAGAUAUCUACUGAUGGGAAGGCAACACUGAAAGAUGAUGACAAGUUACUGUCUAUGGAGUUGAGGUGCCACAGAUGUAGAAGUGCGCAUCCAAACAUACCUCGGUUAAAAUCACAUAUUAGUAGCUGCCAAUCCUCCUUUCCUGCUAACCUACUUCAAAAUGGACGUUUGGUUCAUGCACCAGGGGAACCUCUUAACAAUGUCCAGUAGUACUAGUUUUUGUCUACACUACUGCUAAGCAAGACUAGUUUUGAGCUUGUCUUUUGAGUACACGAGAUGAAGUCACAAGUAUGUAGUUAAAGAUUGAAGCAUUUUUGCUAUCUAUAACGGAAAAUGGAGAGUUUAUUUUCACCUUACCUUGCUUUUAAGUGUGGUGACAUUAGAUGGUUUGACUUCAAUUCCUGUAGGAGGAACUUUGCGCGAUGGACUUCGUCAUUCCAUUAGAUUGCAUUUCCCAUAUGUAAAAUUGCAUUUGCUUUACCUGAAGCAAAUCAUUUUGAGAGGCCAGUUUGAACUUUUUUUCUUCGGGUUUUCAA